GUUGGCUUGUUACGCGUACGCCUUGAUGCAAGAAAAAUGGGUGAUUUAGGUACAAAGAAGAGAGCUCUAGGAGUCCUAACAGCAUUAGUGGUAGCAGCUGUACUACUACUAGCAGCAGCAGAUUACUUUAGGUUGUUAUCCGGAGAGGUGUCGCCAGGCGGUCACAUGCAACAACAAGCUCCUCCAUUCCAGUGGUUCUCUGUCAGUAACAUAUCAGAUGAAGAUGAAGCUAUUGCUACAGUGUAUCCAUUACCACACUAUGGGAAAGACCUCUGCUUACAGUUCAACAACAAGCAUCACCAAAAAAAGACGAAAAGAAUAUACCGACAUCCAAACAUUGUCCAUUAUGUUAAAAUGGCUAGCAACAAAGGAACAGACGCGGAAUUGAAACUGUUGGACUACGUCUCAAUACUCUCAGUGGAUAAGAACUACAAACCAGACAAGAUUGUAAUACAUUCAAACAGGAAACUCACAGGGGAACUAUGGAAACUGGCUAACACACUCAACACUACAAUCGAAGAGAGAUAUGCUGCACGACGACCCACCAUAGGGCGGUCCAACAAACCCGCAAAGACCAUCAGUCACGAAGCGGAUGUACACAAAAUAGAGAUAGCCAUGAAAGAAGGCGGUAUUGUAAUGGACUUCGAUGUCAUUAUCUUAGAUGGUGAAAAUUUACGACGGCAACAAGCGUCUUCUGAGUGUGUGCUGAGUAUAGAAAGAGAGUGCACUUUCGUCAAUGCUGGAUUCAUUUCUUGUGUCCCUAACACUGUGUUCCUGGGAAAAUGGUGGCAAGGCUAUAUGAACGAUUAUCGGAACACCUGGUCGUCCUAUCUCUACAACUGUGGUGAAUACUCUGCAAGGAUAUUGAGAGGGUGUCCCUCUUGCUAUAACGUGUACUUGGACCCCGAGAUCUGCAUGAACCCAGACGCUGGUGCCCCCGGGGGCCCGGGUCCGGGACGAGACCCCUGGAAGGUGAAGAACGGAGUGAAAUGGAGGAACAAGACAGUGGUGCAUGUACUAUUACAUCAUCUUCAAGUACCCAAAACAAACUAUUUGUUGAACCUUUGGGACUGCUCGUACAAGGAACUGGUCAUGCAUAUCCUAGGUGAUAGCUAUAAACAAUUUCUACCAAAACCAAAUUCAUAA
Halichondria panicea is the source of this 1146-nucleotide messenger RNA. RefSeq lists its product as uncharacterized. The record is from RefSeq and is a predicted model, not a curated record. The coding region runs from base 37 to 1146 and encodes 369 amino acids. The transcript has a single exon. Lineage: Eukaryota; Metazoa; Porifera; Demospongiae; Suberitida; Halichondriidae.